Messenger RNA from Cryptotermes secundus, 2007 nucleotides. RefSeq names its product synaptobrevin-1-like. Gene Ontology annotation, cellular component: plasma membrane; SNARE complex. The record is from RefSeq and is a predicted model, not a curated record. Lineage: Eukaryota; Metazoa; Arthropoda; Insecta; Blattodea; Kalotermitidae. The coding region runs from base 151 to 567 and encodes 138 amino acids. Gene Ontology annotation, biological process: vesicle fusion; vesicle-mediated transport. The transcript is spliced from 6 exons. Gene Ontology annotation, molecular function: SNAP receptor activity; syntaxin binding.
UCACCCGGAACUUCUAUCAGCCUGCCAUCGUCCAUGUUGCUAUAAAGAAAAGAGGAACAAGUAGUCGUAUUGUACAUAAGGUUGGAGUUAGGAGCAGGUUAUAGAAAUUAGAUCAGCUGUGUAAAUAAGGGUGUGGCAGUAUUUACGAAAAUGGACGGUGCAGGAGGGUACUCAGGAACUGGAGAGGAAGGGGCAGGAGGUGCUCAACGCAACCCACAGAACCAGGCUGCCCAGAAACGCCUUCAGCAGACGCAAGCAAAAGUUGAUGAGGUAGUUGGCAUCAUGCGUGUCAAUGUCGAGAAAGUACUUGAACGUGAUCAAAAGCUAUCAGAGUUAGAUAACCGUGCAGAUGCCCUGCAGCAAGGAGCCUCACAGUUCGAGCAGCAGGCUGGAAAACUGAAGAGGAAAUACUGGUGGAAGAACCUCAAGAUGAUGAUAAUUAUUGGCGUAAUAGCACUGCUGUUACUUGUAGUCCUGAUUGUAUGGGCAGCAUCAGGUUCAUCCAGUGAAGAACCUGCUUCACCAGUGACAGCUGCUCCAGUGACUGAGCAUCAGUCAGCGAAUUAGCCUGAUGGAAACAUAAUUCAGCCCCCUCAGAUCAGCUACUUCAGUAACAAGAGAUCACUGCAGCUUUUAUUUCCAGUCCUCAAGAAGACAUGGACAUCAUUUCUGGAGACGUACUACAGUAGCUAGGGAAAUUGCACACUCGCAUCUUCUGAUGGCUGAGGGUUAGGAGACUCGGGACAGUAGUCCAAGUGGGAUGGGUGGGGGGGUGGGGUUGGGGUUGAAAACUACCCUGUACUGUAAAAAGAAAGACAUUUGCUGUUUAGUUAAUUUUAUUAAUUUUGCUUGUUGAUUCCUAAGAAACAGAAAUGCCACAUUUUACAGGUAGUGUAACUGAAAAUAAAGGACAUAGAGCCAUGCUUGUAUAAAAUAUUUUUGUGUAAGUUAACAGACAAUAUUCAUGGGAACAAUGUUUAUUAUUUAUCUAUUGUUAAUGGGACAGUAUGCCUUAAUCUCUUAGCUUGGUGUAGCAAGCCCCACAUUUCAGCUAGGUGUUACGCUUCUUGCUUACCUGCUUUUUUUUCCCCCUCCAAAGGUUGGAAACAUUAGGACCAGGGUUAAAACUGAAGGAAAUGGUUACUUGUUAUGAUUAAAGUCCAAAACCUUGUUCCUGAGGUGAAAGAAAUGGCCAAUUUGCGGCUUAAUGUUGUUCUGAACACAUGAUUUCUUUGUGACCAUGUUCUUCUAUUGUCAGGCUGGGGUGUUCAGAACACAAUGUGUUGUUUCUUUUUUAAGAUUAUCUUGAGAAGCUACACGAUACAUGUACCUCAGAAUGAAUGUAAAUUUGUAGUGGACAAUCUGUAGGUCUGUUCUUCAGCUAAUUAGUAGAGAAAGCAGACUUGUCACAUGGCUGAAAGGCAGAUGUUCUCUUUCCAAAAUAAACUGUUGACUUGUAUUUGUGAUUCACAUUUAGCUUAUGUGAUUUUAUUAUUAUAAUUGGAGAGAGUCCCAUUUGGUGUAAAACUGUGUAUCUGAGGUGCAGACAUGAAGCCUGCAAUUGAGAGAUCAUUAAAUAAACCAAUAAAAACAUAUUCCAAGUGAUGCACCACAUAACUAUGAACAUUCAGAAACGUGGGACAUUUGUGGCGUCAUCUGUUUAUGCAGAUACAGAAAAACAGCUUGUUCUCUAUGUCAGCUGUGUUAUUCAGGUAAUUGGCUGAAACUUGGUGAUAUUUGCUUGUGGCCUUUGUAACUGUGUUAGCUGGAGCAUUUGUGUUGCUGCUGGUGAUCCCUUGAGGUUCAGUCCAAAGUGCCAGAUAUUCCACUCCACUAAAAUAAUUUUGCCUUAAGGUGAAUGUAAAUAAUUGUGUUGAUUUUUAUUCCCUUCAGAUAGUUACUAUUAGCCAUUACAAAAUGAGUAUAUAUACAAAGAGAGUUCUGAUUAUAAAGGUUUCUAAUGUCACAUAUUUUAUUAUGAUCAAAAAAUAAAGUGAUUGUCAGCAA